This is a messenger RNA of Chelmon rostratus (copperband butterflyfish), 4050 nucleotides long. Its product is annotated as protein NLRC3-like. The record is from RefSeq and is a predicted model, not a curated record. The transcript is spliced from 12 exons. Lineage: Eukaryota; Metazoa; Chordata; Actinopteri; Chaetodontiformes; Chaetodontidae. Gene Ontology annotation, molecular function: protein binding. Bases 158 to 3511 code for a protein of 1117 amino acids.
UGGGCUCAGUAUCGCUGUCACGGCUCGUCCGGUCGGAGCUUCCGCUCUCCAGCUAAAGUCUUUCCUCCACAGAUGAAGGUGGAGCGUCUCUGGGAGCCGAUGUGGAUGUGAAUCCAGCAGCAGCUUCAGAGGUUGUUGUGUUGGCGUGGACUCGGCUAUGAAUCAGUGUGAGGACAGACAGAAGGGGGUCCGUCCCUCUGACGGGGAUCAUGACGACCAGACCAAAGCUCAGAGCCCAGAGCAGCAGCACACACCAGGACCUGGACCUGGACCUGGACCCAGCUGUGUGUCCAUGAAAAGUAAUGAGUCCAUGAAGUUUCCUCUUCUUUUCAGAAAAUCUUCCGAUGGAAAGAUCCAGCAGCAGAGACCAGACUCUGCUGAACCCAGCUGUCUGUCCCUCAAGAGCGACCGGUCAGAGGAACGUUUCAUUGACUUUAAAGGACGACGUCCGUGUGCUGAUCACAUAGUCGAUGAGGAGAGCUCAGAGGUUCCCAGUGAUCAGUCUGCCCAGCAGCAUCAGACUCACCUGGACUCCAUGUUUAUGCUGCUGGAGAAGAACAUUGUCACUUUUGUGAAGAACGAGCUGAAGAAGAUCCAGAAGAUUCUGAGUUCAGAUUACCCAGAAUUCUUAGGGAGUCAGAUGGAGGAUGAGGAGGUGUUGAACAGUGAGGAUGAAGAGCAGAGGAGCAGCAAAGAAGCAUUUCUGAAGAUCACGCAGCACUUCCUGAGGAGCAUGAAGGAGGAGGAUCUGGCUGACCGUCUGCAGAGCAGAUAUCCUGUUUCAGUUUGUUUCCAGCAAACACUUAAAUCUAACCUGAAGGAGAAGUUCCAGUGUGUGUUUGAGGGGAUUGCUAAAGCAGGAAACCCAGCCCUUCUGAAUCAGAUCUACACAGAUCUCCACAUCACAGAGGGGGGGACUGGGGAGGUCAAUAAUGAACAUGAGGUCAGACAGAUUGAAACAGCAUCCAGGAAACCAGACAGACCAGAAACAACAAUCAGACAUGAAGACAUCUUUAAGCUCCCACCUGGAAGAGAGGAACCAAUCAGAACAGUGAUGACGAAGGGCGUGGCUGGCAUUGGGAAAACAGUCCUAACACAGAAGUUCACUCUGGACUGGGCCGAAGACAAAGCCAACCAGGACAUACAGCUCACGUUUCCAUUCACCUUCAGAGAGCUGAAUGUGCUCAAAAAGACAAAGUACAGCUUGGUGGACCUUGUUCAUCACUUCUUUCCUGAAGCAAAAGCAGCAGGAAUCUGCAGGUUUGAGGAGUUCCAGGUUGUGUUCAUCUUUGAUGGUCUGGAUGAGUGUCGACUUCCUCUGGACUUCACCAACAAUGAGAUCCUGACUGAUGUGACAAAGUCCACCUCGGUGGAUGUGCUGCUGACAAACCUCAUCAGGGGGAAACUGCUUCCUUCUUCUCGCCUCUGGAUAACCACACGACCUGCAGCAGCCAAUCAGAUCCCUCCUAAGUGUGUUGACAUGGUGACAGAGGUCAGAGGGUUCACUGAUGAACAGAAGGAGGAGUACUUCAGGAAGAGAUUCAAAGACGAGGAGGAGGCCAGCAGGAUCAUCUCCCACAUCAAGACAUCACGAAGCCUCCACAUCAUGUGCCACAUCCCGGUCUUCUGCUGGAUCACUGCCACAGUUCUGGAGGAUGUGAUGAAGACCAGCGAGGAAGGAGUGCUGCCCAAGACCCUGACUGAGAUGUACAUCCACUUCCUGGUGGUUCAGUCCAAACUGAAGAUCAUCAAGUAUGAAGGAGGAGCUGAGUCAGACCCACACUGGAAUCCAGAGACCAGUGAGAUGAUUGAGUCUCUGGGAAAACUGGCUUUUGAGCAGCUGCAGAAAAGAAACCUGAUCUUCUACGAAUCAGACCUGACAGAGAGUGGCAUCGAUAUCAAAGCAGCCUCAGUGUACUCAGGAGUGUUCACACAGAUCUUUAUAGAGGAGAGAGGACUGUACCAGGACAAGGUGUUCUGCUUCAUCCAUCUGAGUGUUCAGGAGUUUCUGGCUGCUCUUCAUGUCCAUCAGACCUUCUUUAAUUCUCGAGUCAAUCUGCUGUCAGAAGGACAAUCAACGUCCCUGAAGUCUGAAACAAGACAAGAUGAAUCUGCAGAGACACACUUCUACCAGACUGCUGUGGACAAGGCCUUACAGAGUCCAAACGGACACCUGGACUUGUUCCUCCGCUUCCUCCUGGGUCUUUCUCUGCAGAACAAUCAGACUCUCCUAAAAGGUCUGCUGACACAGACAGGAGGUAGCUCACAGACCAAUGAGGAAACAGUCCAGUACAUCAAAAAGAAGAUCGAGAAGGAUCUGUCUCCAGAGAAAAGCAUCAAUCUGUUCCACUGCCUGAACGAACUGAACGAUCGUUCUUUAGUGGAGCAGAUCCAACAGUCCUUGAGAUCAGGAAGUCUCUCCACAGAUAAACUGUCUCCUGCUCAGUGGUCGGCUCUGGUCUUCAUCUUACUGUCGUCAGAAAGAGAUCUGGAUGUGUUUGACCUGAACAAAUACUCUGCUUCAGAGGAGGCUCUCCUGAGGCUGCUGCCAGUGGUCAAAGCCUCCAACAAAGCUCUACUGAGCGGCUGUAACCUCUCAGAGAGAUUCCUUAAAGCUCUGUCCUCACUACUCAGCUCUCCAUCCUGUAGUCUGAGAGAGUUGGACCUGAGUAACAACAACCUGCAGGACUCUGGAGUGAAGCUGCUGUCUGCUGGACUGGAGAGUCCACACUGUACACUGGAGAUUCUCAGGCUGUCGGGCUGUCAGAUCACAGAGGAAAGCUGUGCUUCUCUGGCUUCAGCUCUGACCUCCAACCCCUCCCAUCUCAGAAAGCUGGACCUGAGCUACAAUCAUCCGGGAGACUCAGGAGUGAAGCUGCUGUCUGCUGGACUGGAGAAUCCACAAUGGAGACUGGACAGUCUUAGGGUGGAGCCUGCUGGAGUCCGAUGGUUGAGACCAGGUCUGACGAAGUAUUCCUGUGAACUCGCUCUCGACACAAACACGGUCAACAAAAGCCUCAAACUGUCGGACAACAACAGGAAGGUGACGUACGUGAAGGAGGAUCAAUCAUAUCCUGAUCAUCCCGACAGGUUCGACGAGUGGCCUCAGCUGCUGACUGGAACUGGUCUGACUGGUCGCUGUUACUGGGAGGUGGAGUGGAGCGGACUGGUUUACAUAUCGGUGAGUUACAGAGGGAUCAGCAGGAGGGGAAACGGGUACGACUACAGGUUUGGAAGGAACGACCUGUCCUGGAGUCUGGAGUGCUCCGACGACGGUUACUGUGUCUGGCACAACAACAGAGGAGACGUCACCCCCUCCCCCGUCUCUAAACGAGUGGGGGUGUAUGUGGACUGUCCUGCUGGCACUCUGACUUUCUACAGAGUCUCCUCUGACACACUGAUCCACCUCCACACCAUCAGUGCCAGGUUCACUGAACCUCUGUAUCCCGGCUUUGGGUUGGGGUUCUGGUCUAACAGGUUUGGGUCCUCAGUGUCUCUGUGUCCUCUGUAGGAGGGAGGGAAGGUGGCGGCCUUAUCGGGCCAAAAAGGAUGUUUGAAUAUUCCUCUAAAAACAAAAACACAGACUGAAACCAUUCAAAUAUCCGUUUGAGCAUUAAAGCCACGAGAGACUUUUACUGCUUCGUCUCUGUACCUCCAUAUCACAGAGGAGACAGACAAAAUAAUGUCCCGUUUAAUGUUUGACAGCUCAGAUUUUUUAUAAUAAGUGUCGGACAACAUUACGAAAGGAUCCUGCAGAGACUUUUUAUUAAAGAGUAAGAUCCAUUAGUUCAAUCAGAAACAGCUGUUAUCUCUCACCAAAGCCACCAGACUCCAUUAAAAAAACAGUAAUUUUAUCAUCAUAAAACACAUCAGCAGAACACCAGCAGGGACACUGAAGUGUUACUGAACUCAGAUCAGCGUCGUUUGUGAUGCUGACAGUGACGUCUGCGCAGUGACUGAGCCGCGGCUCGUUUUCUUUUUGGAACCACAGUUUGAGGAAAAGUGUUGUAAUUAAUAUUAAAAUGUAUUAAAGUGGGAACAAAUAUUCAA